AUGGCCGACGUCUUCCAAGCCUCCGAACCCGGUUCGGGUCCCGACGUGGCUCGGCGGUUCGCCCGGAAAGGGGCCCUUCGGCAGAAAAACGUGCACGAAGUGAGGGACCAUAAAUUCAUCGCGCGGUUCUUCAAGCAGCCCACCUUCUGCAGCCACUGCACCGACUUCAUUUGGGGGUUUGGAAAACAAGGAUUUCAGUGCCAAGUUUGCUGUUUUGUGGUUCACAAGAGGUGCCAUGAAUUUGUUACUUUUUCUUGUCCUGGAGCUGACAAGGGACCUGACACUGAUGAUCCCAGAAGCAAGCAUAAAUUCAAAAUCCACACGUAUGGGAGCCCAACAUUUUGUGACCAUUGUGGUUCAUUACUUUAUGGACUACUGCACCAAGGGAUGAAAUGUGACACUUGUGAUAUGAAUGUUCACAAACAAUGUGUAAUAAAUGUUCCAAGUCUUUGUGGAAUGGAUCACACAGAAAAAAGAGGGAGGAUUUAUUUGAAAGUUGAAGUGACUGGUGACAAGCUGGAAGUCACAGUGCGGGAUGCAAGAAAUCUAAUCCCUAUGGAUCCCAACGGACUCUCAGACCCGUAUGUUAAACUGAAACUUAUUCCAGAUCCUAAGAACGAAAGUAAAAAGAAAACAAAAACCAUCCGCUCGACGCUCAAUCCACACUGGAAUGAGUCCUUCGCAUUUAAAUUAAAGCCCACAGACAAAGACAGAAGGUUAUCAGUGGAAGUCUGGGACUGGGAUCGAACCACUAGGAACGAUUUCAUGGGAUCCCUCUCUUUUGGAGUGUCAGAACUGAAGAAGUCGCCAGCUUGUGGAUGGUAUAAAUUACUUAACCAGGAAGAAGGCGAGUAUUAUAAUGUGCCAAUACCAGAAGCUGAUGACGAUGGAAAUACAGAACUGAGGCAGAAGUUUGAGAAAGCCAGGCUUGGCCCAUCGGCUAAUAAAGUUAUAUCUCCAGUUGAAGACCGGACUUAUAACUUACCAUCCAAUAAUCUUGAUCAAGUUAAACUGACAGACUUCAACUUUAUAAUGGUGCUUGGAAAAGGGAGCUUUGGGAAGGUAAUGCUGUCAGAACGAAAGGGAACAGAAGAAUUGUAUGCAGUCAAAAUAUUGAAAAAAGACGUGGUGAUUCAAGAUGAUGAUGUAGAGUGUACCAUGGUUGAAAAGCGAGUUCUGGCUUUGAUGGACAAACCUCCUUUCUUAACACAGCUUCACUCUUGCUUCCAGACAGUGGAUCGCCUGUACUUUGUCAUGGAGUAUGUGAAUGGUGGCGACCUCAUGUAUCAUAUUCAGCAAGUAGGAAAAUUUAAGGAGCCCCAAGCAGUAUUCUAUGCAGCAGAAAUCUCAGUGGGUCUUUUUUUUCUCCAUAAGAAAGGAAUUGUUUAUCGAGAUCUGAAAUUAGAUAAUGUAAUGUUAGACUCUGAAGGACAUAUUAAGAUUGCAGACUUUGGCAUGUGCAAAGAGAAUAUGAGCGAUGGAGUGUCAACAAGAACCUUCUGUGGGACUCCAGAUUAUAUUGCACCAGAGAUUAUUGCCUAUCAACCAUAUGGAAAGUCAGUAGAUUGGUGGGCCUAUGGAGUACUUUUAUAUGAGAUGCUGGCUGGUCAGCCUCCAUUUGAUGGCGAGGAUGAAGAUGAACUCUUUCAGUCAAUAAUGGAACAUAAUGUUUCCUAUCCCAAAGCAAUGUCCAAAGAAGCUGUGUCCAUCUGCAAAGGGUUAAUGACUAAACACCCUGCCAAACGUCUCGGCUGUGGGCCCGAAGGAGAGAGGGACAUUAGGGAACAUGCCUUCUUUAGGAGAAUUGACUGGGAAAGACUGGAGAACAGAGACAUCCAGCCUCCAUUCAAACCAAAAGUGUGUGGCAAGGGUGCCGAAAACUUUGACAAAUUCUUCACCAGAGGACAACCAGUAUUAACGCCACCUGAUCAGCUGGUCAUUUCUAACAUAGACCAAGCAGAUUUUGAAGGGUUCUCUUAUGUCAACCCGCAGUUUGUACAUCCCAUGUUGCAGUGUGAAGUAUGAAAACCAUAGACUCGGGAAAGCCCUCCUCCCCACUGGGAAAUUGCCCUUAGCCCUGGAGUUUUUAGACCUUUGCCUUGUUGAUUCCAUUCAGGUCUGGGAAUUGUAGGGGUAACGAGGAAGGGAAGAUGCCAAGGAACUUGUGGACGUAGAAAAUCACCCAGUGUAUUUAUUUAGGAAUCACUGAUGCUUAUAGAUUACUGCUAGCCUUUGUCCUUUUUAUAACUUUGACUAUUUUUCUCUAUCUCCUGUACCUCUGAAAACUUCUUCUUAAACAGUUAAUAAUGAAUCUGAGACUAUCAUAUGGGAUUGAGGAAAAAAGAGAUGAAAAUGUAAGUUGACUGAAGAAUAAGGGGCAGGGGGGGCAGGGAGGGGAGAAUGGAAUAAAGGGAAAUCCAGAAAAUUUUAUUCAAUGUUACAGUUGGCCAGAUCUAUGAUAAAAACAAAGAUAUGAACAAAGAAGGCCCAUAAAGCUUUUAAAAUUACUUGAUCAAGAUAGAGGUUUCGUAUAAGUUUUCAAUAUAAAGUUUUCAAUAUAAAAUAAAAAUUAUGUGCAUAGGAUGAAUACUAACGAGAGCCUGUGAUAAAGUAGCUCCAAGGUAAAAUUGCAUAAUACUGAUAUAUGUAUUAUUUUUAAUCUCCAUGAGAUUAUAUUAUGAUCCAGGGUGCCAGUUUGCUAUUUAUAUCACUAGUCAAGUUUAUUGUAAAGCCAGUUUUAAUAUUUUAUCCUAAAUAUUUCUUAACUGGGCUCUGAAUCUAUACAUCCCUAACUCUUUGAUUUAUACUUAUUUAUUUAGUAAACUGCAUGAAUAGAAUAUAAAAAGUGUACAGUAAAUUAAUAGAGAUGUAGAAUUCAGAGUCAAGCCUGAAAUGAUUCUAAAAAUAAUUAAGGAAUGUUUCUAAAAAUAAUUUCAGCUUUUAACAGAUUGGGUUUAGAAUACUUGGAACCACAGAAAUCAAAGCGAAAACUUUAACACAGAAUAAGUUUUCUUCAACUGUUGUUGGAAGCUAUUAAAUACAUUUUUGAAUAAGCAUCAUGCAAUGAAUUUUGCAUGUUUAAUGAACAACAUUUAAGUGAAUCUAUAUUACAAGUAAUUGUAUCACCUGUGAUACACAUAAUACAUAUUUUAAUAAGACACAGCUGUGCUAUAUGAGGGAAAGUUCUUUGGGACGAACUUUUUAACUACAGCUUAAUGUUCUAUUACAGUUUGGUUUUGAUUGGGGUUCUUAAACUUCUGCACCUUGUUGAUAAUUUAAGAAAGUCUGUGCUCUUCUUUGCUUAUUUUUAUGUAGUUCUACCGCUAAAUUAUCCUAAACCGCAGUGAGAUUUUGAGCACAGCAAACACAAUGAACACGCAUGUGCAAAGUUUACCCACUCCCAGCUAGUAGGAGGAGCUGCUGGUGCAUGCUGAGCCAAUUCCACUCAUUUAUUGCUGAAGAACUUGCAACAUGUCCCUAAAUCAAUUAUUUGAUCUCAAAGACGUUUAAAAAGCAGUUAUGAUGAUUAUACAAGAACUUGAGCAGGAAAUUUGGAGAACAACUAUAUACCUGUGCUUUUUUUUUUUUAAUAUGAGGCUUUCUUUCAAGAGGAUGCUGGGCAUUUACUGCAUAUCUAUUACUUUGAAGCAGGAAAACAAUAUAUUAGAGCUAUAAUCAGAUAUUUCAUAGAAUUUUACUCCCUUGCUUUUAAAUUAGUUCAUUUCCUCCCCUCCCCUCGGCAUUUUACUUGAAUUUAACCCAUUUUAAAGAUCACUAAAUAGUGGGUCUGUGAUUCUUUUGCAUGUAAAUGGAGUAGGUUUUUUUCUUGUAAUGUUUUCUCUUUUAAUUUCUGUACAUUUAGCUGCCAAAAUAUGUGCAUGUAAGUCCCUGGACAGUCCAUCUGCUUAUCAGUUUUGCCACAGAAAAAUGCAUUCCUGAAAUGAAAGAUUUCCACAAAAUUCAGUAGAAAAUGUUCCCCAAUUGUAUUUGAAGAUUAUUUUUUUCAUACCAGCUUAGAAUGUGUGAAAAUCCUCUCUGGAAAACUCUGGCUUUCCUGCACAUAUUCAUUUUCUCCAAGGAUUUGGGCAAGAGUCAUUUUAUACUUGCUUUUUUGCCUUUCUUUUGCGAAUCUUUAGGAUAUAAAAAACAUGCACAGGAAGGUACAUGUGAACAGAGCAUACAUAGAAACAUACUUUUCAGUGUCUUCAGAAUGUAUUAGGAAGGUUAUUUUUUGAAUACAGGCUGUCAGAAGAUGUGCAAUCAUGACAAUAUAAGCCAGGUCCUCACACGUGACAGCAUGUAUUUUCCUCUACAUCUGUGUGCCAAAUCUGUUGGAGUGAUCCUAAACAUAAACCCCAAAUAAACCCUAUAUAAGCUGUGAAACAAGUGUGCUAUGUGGGAAAAUUAAGGAUGCUAGUUUCAGAUGCCAUGUUGCAAACAGGCUAUGUAUGAGCACUCUGUGAGAUAGGCAGCCAUACAAAUUCAGUAAAUAAUUAAUAAAUCAAUAACAAGCGCACUGCUAUCUUGCCAAACAUGUAAUGAGUUUUUUGCAUGUGAUAGUUAACAGUUUUUGUAAGCUUUGUGCUGCACCUUGUAAAAAAUAUUCCUAUCGUUGCCAUACUUCUUAUUCCAAUUCCUAUAUCUAGUGUUUCAUAUGGACAGACAAAGAAAUAAAUAGGCCUGCAAAAAUGCACUGUAUCUCUUGUUCAGCUGAGAAUCAAACUAAGCAGCCAUGCCCUUGGUGAAAACCACAGUACUAACAAAUAUCUUAAAGCAGGAGAUAUGCAUGUUGUUAAGUGGAUGUAAUAUUAGAAAUUGUUGCAGCCUGUCAGAGCUCUGCAGACUUAGCUGUUCUUUAAUAGUAUAAAUAUAUUUAAAUAUAACAAAUAUUAAUAUUUAUACUUACAAUAGCCAAUAUACAGAAAGCCAUCAUUAAACAUAAAAAAAUUGAACAUAUUAGAUAAAACUUAAUUGACAUCUCUUUCUCUUUGCCUAUUUUUUGUGACAUUGCCAGUUUUAUAAAAAGUUAUGCACAUUUUCCUUUUUUAAGAGUAUAAUUUCAUUAGGCUAGGGCACAGAACAACCACCAGUCCAUAAACUGGGCAUUUAAAGUUUUAUUUUAUUCAAAAACACUUUAAGUUAUUGGAGAUAUGCAUCCGUCAUGAUAAUAGUAUCCGGGGGAACAUAAUGAAAAAUUACCAUGAAUACCCUAAGUAGAAAACUUUUUUUCAAGAAACUAAAGAUUUUGUUUAUAGAAUAACCUAGUUUGUUUCAAACUCUUUCAGUAGAUUGCUUUGUACGUAAAGCAAUAACACUGCUAUUAAUAAGUGCCAACAUUCUGCAUAACAUUUCCACAGUGAAAAAAACAAAAUGGCAAGUUUCUCUUGUGCAAAAUCUGAUGAUUGAGCAAUUUUAUUCAAGUCUGGGAUAUUUGAGUAACUUUAUCAAAAAGGGAUACCAUGAUAUAUGAUGCAAACUCUCAAAAUCUGGAGUUUAGAUUUGCACCCACCGAAUAAUUUGUUGCAAAAAUGUAAAUUAUGUAGAUUUGGAACGUAUUACAUGGAAAAUAAUUUCAAUUAAAUCCAAUUUAAUUUUGUCCCAA
This is a messenger RNA of Notechis scutatus (mainland tiger snake), 5602 nucleotides long. RefSeq names its product protein kinase C alpha (gene PRKCA). Gene Ontology annotation, biological process: protein phosphorylation. NCBI's taxonomy places the organism in Eukaryota, Metazoa, Chordata, Lepidosauria, Squamata, Elapidae. Gene Ontology annotation, molecular function: ATP binding; zinc ion binding; diacylglycerol-dependent serine/threonine kinase activity. The record is from RefSeq and is a predicted model, not a curated record.